Molecule: messenger RNA, 195 nt
Organism: Clunio marinus
Lineage: Eukaryota; Metazoa; Arthropoda; Insecta; Diptera; Chironomidae
Source: the annotation of a GenBank genome assembly
AUGACGGAAGAUUGUGUGGGUGGUUGGAUAUUAAAUGAAACUAACGCGAUUUAUGAAGUAAAUUCGUCUUCCGACUUUCUUUCACAUGUUGUCACACAAAUCCAUUUAAGAAAAGAAUUUAUGACAUCGCAAACUGUAUCAAAUUCAAUUCAAGAACGAGACGAGAUAAAAAAUUUGCCAACAAGAGGGAUCUAA